CUUUCUCUCUCCCCGGUUUUUAAACACGCUGUUGUGAGAGCAAGAGAAAGGAAGAGAGCCAGUGGAGGGAGCGACGCGCUCACCGGCCAGCAGCAACAAAGCAACCGCCAACCGCCCCGACACCGCGGCUAGGGCUUCCGCCUCGGUCGGGCAUUGCGGAGGCCGCAAGCCACGCCCUCCCCCGGCGCGGCGGACGGCGGGGGUGACCCCCACGAGCGGCGGCUGCUGCUGCUGAUUUGGAUGGUGGGUUGCGGCGUUGGGGCUCAGAUCUGAGAUGGCCGACGGCGGGUGCGAGGAGGGGAAUGCUUCAGCGCACAAGGGCUCCGCGCGCCGCCGGGGGGCGGUGCAGGCGGGCCUGGAUGCGGACGAGCUCCUCACGCUCAUGUACGGCUCGGAUCCCGUCAAGGUCGAGCUCAGCCGGCUGGAGAAUGAAGUGAGGGAUAAGGAUAGGGAGCUGGGUGAGGCGAACGCGGAGAUAAAGGCGCUGCGUCUGUCGGAGAGGGCGCGAGAGAAGGCCGUCGAGGAGCUCACUGCUGAACUAGAGAAAGUGGAUGAAAAACUCAAGUUGACAGAGUCUCUCCUUGAAACUAAAAACUUAGAACUUAAGAAAACAAAUGAUGAGAAAAAAGCUGCUAUGGCAGCUCAGUUUGCAGCCGAAGCAACGCUACGAAGAGUACAUGCAGCCCAGAAAGAUGAUGAUAUGCCACCUAUUGAAGCCAUUCUUGCACCACUUGAAGCAGAGCUAAAGCUUUCGAGGCAAGAGAUUGCAAAGCUCCAGGAUGACAAUAGAGCUUUAGACCGUUUGACGAAGCAAAAGGAGGCAGCAUUGCUAGAAGCAGAAAGGACUGUACAAAUUGCAAUGGCAAAAGCUGCUAUGGUUGAUGACAUGCAAAACAAGAACCAAGAGUUGAUGAAGCAAAUUGAAAUUUGCCAGGAAGAAAAUAAGAUCUUGGACAGGUUGCACCGCCAAAAGGUUGCAGAAGUAGAAAAGCUUAGUCAAACUGUGAGAGAGCUGGAAGAGGCUGUUCUACAAGGUGGUGCAGCUGCCAAUGCUGUUAGAGAAUACCAACGGAAAGUUCAAGAAAUGAAUGAAGAAAAGAAAAUUCUGGACCGGGAACUUGCUCGGGCAAAAGUUACCGCAAACAGGGUCGCUGUUGUAGUUGCAAAUGAGUGGAAAGAUGCUAAUGGCAAAGUAAUGCCUGUUAAACAGUGGCUCGAAGAGCGAAGGUUCUUGCAGGGUGAGAUGCAGCAGCUUCGUGACAAACUUGCUAUUGCAGAGAGAACAGCACGAUCAGAAGCUCAGCUAAAGGAAAAGUAUCAGUUGCGCCUCAAAGUUUUAGAAGAUGGACUGAGGGGUGCACCAAGUGGUUCUAGUCGUCCUCCUACAGAAGGAAAGAGUAUUAGUAAUGGAACUCCCCGACGACUUUCACUAGGUGGUGCUGAUAGUAUGUCCAAAGCUUCUCCAAACGGUGUGUUAAUGAGGAGGUCUCCUUCUUUAAAUUCAAGAUCCUCUCUCACAACCAGCAGUAGUUUGGUCCUGAAGCAUGCAAAAGGAAGUUCAAGGUCAUUCGAUGGUUGUACCAGGUCGUUAGACCAAGGAAAAGUUCUUGGGAACGGGCCUCAUUCACUCAAUAGUUCUACGGAUGCUGUUAAAAAUUGUGAAACGGCUGAUAAUUGGAAGGCUGAUGCGGAAGAAAAAAGCAAUGAAACCACAAACAAUGAUUCAAGUGAUAUGGUCUCUGGUGUACUCUAUGACAUGCUGCAAAAAGAGGUAGUUUCUUUGAGAAAGGCAUGCCAUGAGAAAGACCAAAGUCUAAAGGACAAGGAUGAUGCAAUAGAGAUGUUAGCAAAGAAAGUAGAUACAUUAAAUAAAGCAAUGGAAGUGGAGUCUAAAAAGAUGAGGCGGGAGAUGGCUGCUAUGGAGAAGGAAUUUGCUGCGGUGCGUCUUGAGAAGGAACAAGAAAGCAAAGCUAAACGACUUGGUAAUUCGAAAGGACCUGGAACUUCUUCUCAGACAGUUUCUGGAAGGUAAUCCUUCGGUGGGUGAGGUUUAACCUUGUGGCGUGCUCUUAUUUUGUCGAGGCAGUGCUGCUGUGGUUGUAUAGGUUGGACGAUCCUGUGCGUUUUCUAUAUGCAGUUGAGCUAGUGUGUUUGAUUUUCCGGGUUGUGAAUAUCAUUGUAUUCUGCUAUGGCCUCGUUUCUGAUCUUUUUGUUUGCCCUUGGUUGGGCCGGACUUGGUUCUUGGACACCGUUUGUACCUUGUACUACCAUCUUGUUCCACGUCGAGCUGAAUCAGAUGGAGUGUUUUGUCAUUUGAUGAAACCUUAUGUCACAUGUCACGUGCUGUGACCA
Molecule: messenger RNA, 2352 nt
Organism: Panicum hallii
Lineage: Eukaryota; Viridiplantae; Streptophyta; Magnoliopsida; Poales; Poaceae
Product: microtubule-associated protein 70-2-like
Exons: 11
Coding region: 275-2032 (585 amino acids)
Biological process (GO): cytoskeleton organization
Molecular function (GO): microtubule binding
Source: RefSeq, a predicted model, not a curated record